Vespula pensylvanica (western yellowjacket) is the source of this 1084-nucleotide messenger RNA. RefSeq lists its product as uncharacterized. The coding region runs from base 524 to 952 and encodes 142 amino acids. The record is from RefSeq and is a predicted model, not a curated record. NCBI's taxonomy places the organism in Eukaryota, Metazoa, Arthropoda, Insecta, Hymenoptera, Vespidae. The transcript has 2 exons.
CAAAAUGUAAAUGUAAUUUUAAUCAUGCCUAAUAUUCAGUCAUCUAACUAAUAACGAUUCCAAUAUUUCGCUCGUUUACGAUGAUCAUUCGUUUAAAUAUCAUUCCAAUCGUCGUCAACGCAACGUAACGUAAUAUCUCGUGAUCAAGUAGAAAUAAGAAUAAACCGAAUAUCUAUCUCACUAUUGGUUCACCUAGAAACCAAAUCGAUAUUCGUACGAGGCACAGGGGCUCACUUCGUAACAGAUCUGCCAACUUUCAUCGAAGUCGUCAGUCUCGCUUGACACGCGCCGUGAUUUCCGAAUAAUUUGGAGAACGAUAUUCGAAAUUUCUUUUUACGUUUUUUUUUUGUUUUCUUAUUUUUCAUUUUCUCCAUCAUCGAAAAUUCUCCGUCGAAUAUCGUAUCUUAUCCGACACUCUCUUUCUCUCUCUCUCUCUUUCUCUUUUUCUCAAAAGAGAGAGAGAAAAAGAGAAAAAACAAAAAAGAAAGAAAAGAUAGAUAGAUAAAUAAAUAGAUAAAUAAAAAUGAUUAAAGAAGCUAAUACGAGGAACAAUUUGUUCCAUAUGAAAAGUGAAAACAUUUUCAACGACGAGGAAUAUUUAAGAAAACCUCAUUUAGAACAGGAGCAACAUUUCAGGAAAUAUCGUUUAAAACAUAUGAAGCAGUUUCCCGAACUCUAUAGAAGCGACGUAUCGAUUCAUCCCAGUUACACGAAGCUCAAAGAUUUACCUUAUCAAGUCGUCUGUCAUCAACGUUUGCAAAAUAUCAGAAAACAAAUAUCACGUCAACUAAAUCGUGAGAUUAUGAAUAUUGCGAUGAUACAAUUACUCGCCCUGGAUGGUAUAAGGAUCGAUCGAAUUUUUAGCGUCGGGAUGUCACCAAGGAUUACGAUCGUUCCAGAUUUCGCGACGGAGAAGGAACGUCGACGUAUCGAAGAGAUAUUGAAUUAUUGAUAAGUAAACGAUUAAUAACGUGCGUGCGUGUAUAGAUGUACGUAUGCGUAUGUCAUAUAUAUCUUUCUUGUCUAUUGUUAUGGAUCACGUAGACGCACACACAAAGCAAAAAUAAAUGACCUUUAUAUACCA